AUGAGCACAUUCUCAAACGGCGCCUUUGCCCACUAUCCAACCGGGAUCACAGAGCUGACACCCGUCAUCUCCGAGUACGCUCCUCCCCUGCUCCCAAGUUUCUCCUUCGGUUGUGAACAGCUGAGCGAGAGGGUGCGGAAGCGGCUCUACUAUGGCUGGGAUAAAGAUUGCAGCCUGGAUAAUCUCUCCAGCCCUGUGACAGACAUUGCAGUGGAGUUGCUCCAGAAAGUGGCUCCCAGCCCCAACCGCAGGCUUCAGAAGAAAUAUGUGUCUCAUGUUUCUCGGGAAGCCUGCAUCUCGCCUUGCUCCAUGAUGCUGGCACUGGUUUAUAUUGAGAGACUCCGGCAUCGAAACCCCGAAUACCUCCAGCAGAUUUCAUCUUCAGACCUCUUCCUGAUCUCUAUGAUGGUUGCCAGUAAGUACCUGUAUGAUGAGGGUGAGGAAGAGGAGGUGUUCAACGAUGAAUGGGGAGCAGCAGGGAAGGUAGAUGUCCAGACAAUGAACACGCUGGAGAUGAACUUCCUGAGUGCCAUUGACUGGAGUCUCUAUACAGACCCCCGGGAGCUGUUUGAAGUGCUGAGCUGGCUGGAAGGACGUGUGGCGGAGAAGCAGGGCACAUGGCGUGGCUGGUUCACCUACACGGAUCUGUGUGUCCUCCUGGAGCAGUCCAUGUGGCAGCAAGCGCUGGGCCAGUUCUACCAGCAGGUGGUGAAGCUGGCCUGCCUCCUGGGUGUGGUGUACCUGACCGGCUUUGCGGCCGUCUUCGCCUCCGUCACUGUGGUGCACCGGGCCGUGUGCGCGAGGAGCCUCAGCCCUGCAGCCCUCCAGCCUACCCUCUUCCCUGAGGAGGGCAGCUGCCAGCUGGAUGCCCCGCUGCCCCCAGCCCCUGGUCAGACCCAGCCUGAGCUGCCUGCUGUCUCCCCGGCCAGCAGCACCCGGUGCAUGGGGAAGAACGAGACGGCCGAUGAACAGCAUCGUGGGGGUGUCACAGCCACCGCGCUCUACCUGUGGGGCAGCGUGAUGACGGCUCUGUCCUAUGCCGAGGUGCCCAGUCCUACCCCACACAGGAGUCCCCUGCAAGGUCCCCUCCAGAGAGUACCCAGCACCUGUGAGAGAUCCAACCGUACAGCCCCUGUCGUGACCCCUAGCCAGCCUGGCCCCUUUGGACUCGCCGUGCUCCCAGCUCCUCCAGUGUUCCACUGCCGUGCCUGCUCUGCCAGUGCAGGCCCUACCUGGGAUGCAGUCUCCAGCCACAAGGACAGGCAAGACUCCCUGGGGCUGAGGCAGUGCUCCCUGCACAUGGCCCUGGAUCUCAGCAGAAUCAAGAGCUUCAUUUUUCCCAGCUAGGAGCACGGGGCAGCCCCUUCCCCUCCCCUUCCAGUGUGGCACAACUCACUUCCUUGCACUUCUGGGAGCCUUGAUCCCUGGGGCUGCACAGGGCCGGGGGCCCCUGUGUUACUUCCAAACCAGCAUUUGUGUGUUGUCAUUGUCCCUACCCCUGCUCCAGGGCAAGGGUUUCCUUCACUUUGGGUGCUGCAGAGCAUCGGGGCUGCUGGGUCCAGAUGUCUGGGUGCUGCGACAAGGGCCUACUAGCUGGAGGGUAGGAACAGGGUGCCCUUGGGCUAGGAUGCUAGGGUAAGGGGGGGGUACUGCUUUGCACGGGGGGUGCGUGGCCCUCAGUGGAGCCGGGCACAGGUGGUGUGUGGGAUGUAGGAUGCUGGGACUGUGUGUGUAGAGUGGAGGGACUGGGCUGGUGACCCUGGCCAGGGGGAGACAGGGUGGUCUGGGGAUGGGGUGCCUAGGUGAGGGGAGAGGAGGAAGGAAGGUGGAAGCAGCCCUUGCUGGCCUGUCCCAGCAGCAGUUCCCCUUUGGGGGCUGCCAGGCUGCUUCUCAGGAGAUGCAGGACUCACACUAAGAGGGGACCCUGAUGUGGCUGUGCCCCAAGGAAAGGAUGUGUCCUGUGAGGCUUAGGGGUGGUGAGGUGUGGUUGGGGCUGUGCUUCCUUGUACUGCCUCUGUUGGGCUCUUUGAAAGCGGGGUACUCUGUGACCCCAUCCCAAAUCCCAACGGCCUGGGGCAGUGGGCAAUGGCGCCUGACUGCUCCUUGGGGCAGGGAGAAGGCAGCUUGUCCUGCUGCCCAGUCCAGCUCAUUGCACCCCUACUUUUUACUCUGGAUUUUACACCUGUUUUUCACUCUUUUGUAGAUGCAAAUCUCUUCCAAUAAAAGUAGUUCUUGCUGUGCA
Molecule: messenger RNA, 2242 nt
Organism: Struthio camelus australis
Lineage: Eukaryota; Metazoa; Chordata; Aves; Struthioniformes; Struthionidae
Source: RefSeq, a predicted model, not a curated record